This is a messenger RNA of Penicillium verhagenii, 1230 nucleotides long. RefSeq lists its product as uncharacterized. The transcript has 5 exons. The record is from RefSeq and is a predicted model, not a curated record. Gene Ontology annotation, biological process: endoplasmic reticulum to Golgi vesicle-mediated transport. Bases 1 to 1230 code for a protein of 409 amino acids. Gene Ontology annotation, molecular function: O-methyltransferase activity. NCBI's taxonomy places the organism in Eukaryota, Fungi, Ascomycota, Eurotiomycetes, Eurotiales, Aspergillaceae. Gene Ontology annotation, cellular component: TRAPP complex.
AUGGCUCCUGAAAAUCUGGACGAAAUCUUCGCUCAGCGUGCCACCGAGCUUCGCGAGUACAUCUUCUCCCAGCCAGCUAGUAACUUUGAGAACAACCCCUGGGCCGUGGCCAACGCUAUUGAAACCUUUUCCAACGAGAAGGGCCGCAUGAUGAUCUUCCGAGCUCAAAAAGUCGACGUCGCCAAGGAAGCUCUUCUGGCCCAAAAGCCUACACCCCGUACCAUCCUUGAAUUUGGCACAUUCGUUGGCAAAUCUGCCCUGGCCUGGGGUGCUAUUCUCCGUGAUAUCCACGGUGAGAAUGUUCCCGAGGACGUCAAUGUGUAUACCUUCGACCCAAACCCGCAGAUGGUUGCUUUGACUCGGGAACUGGUUAAGCUCGCUGGUAUAGAAGACAUCGUGCAUGUUCUUGAGGGUCCGGGAUCCGAUUGCUUGCAGAAGCUGGUUGACGAGGGCAAGGUUACCAGUGUUGAUAUGGCUUUCUUUGAUCACUGGGAGAAGUUUUACUUGUCUGACCUCAAGCUUAUCGAGCAGUUGAAGCUGUGGCGUGAGGGAUCAUUGGCAAUCGCUGAUAACACUGAUUUCCCUGGCGCGCCGGACUACCUGGUAUAUGUCAGGGCUGGUGGCAGCGGUGCUGCUGGCGCUGUGAAGUAUGAGACCAAGAGUAUUGAGACCCAGGGUGGACGUGGCCCGCUAUACGUUGCGGACUUUCGGGCGCCAACAAUCAACGUCAACUGGACCGUCUUCUCCCUUAUAAUCAUCAACAAGGCCGGUGGCUUAAUCUACCAACGCGAAUUCCAAGCCGGUCUGCACAAGCUCUCCACAAAUGACUACCUAGUCCUUGCCGGUACCUUUCAUGGUGUCCACGCGAUCACCCGCUCCAUCACGCCCAAAAUCCCGCUCCAAACUACCGCUUCCCCCGUUCCCUCCUCCCCGGGCGCGAAUCCUCCCUCCACAUCUGGAUACAGUUACCCAGUCCCUGGCGUCCCUGUCUCGGGUCUUGAACAACUUGAGACGGAUAAGUUUCGAUUGACUUGUUUCCAGACGCUGACGGGAACCAAGUUCUUGCUUUUUACGGAUCCGGUUUCGGGCAGUGUGGACUCGAUUAUCAAUAAGAUUUACGAGCUGUAUGCAGACUAUGUUAUGAAGAAUCCCUUCUAUCAGCUUGAGAUGCCGGUGCGCUGUGAAGCUUUUGAUCGGCAUCUUGGAGCUUGGUUGAGAGGAAGGACAUAA